UUAUGUCUUGAAAUGACAAAACACAAAAACACAUCGAAACACUGUUGAUUAGCAAUUAUUCGGCAUUUUCUCCUUACUCUUUCGAAAAAUCCCAAAGAAAAAUCAUUAGUUAUUAAAACACUCCAUUGGAUUUUCAGCUGAUGUCCUUUCUUUUUCGGAAUAAAUCCAUUCAUAAUUGAUACAAAAAAAUGGCAUAUGAUCAGCAAAAUUACAACAAUUGGAAUACUCCACAAGAUUCAUACAAUUUCGAUAUGCCCGAACAAUUUGGUGGCGAACUAAAUUUCCAAUCGUUCGAUGCAAGUCAAAAUGUAGAUGUAAGCAAUUUCGCAAAUGCCGGCUACACUGGCUCGUACUAUGAUCCAAAUGCAUAUGCUGCACCCGAUCCCAUUUAUGACGGUGCUAACAGCGAUUUUGACAAUGAACCACCCCUAUUAGAAGAACUCGGUAUCAAUCCAAAUCAUAUUUUACAGAAGACGUUGUCGGUGUUAAAUCCAUUACGAACGACAGAUCAAACGAUUUUGCAGGAUACCGAUUUGGCUGGGCCGCUUGUGUUUUGUCUAGCAUUCGGUUCAUUUUUACUUCUUAGUGGCAAAGUGCACUUUUCAUACAUUUAUGGCUUUGGAGUUUUUGGGUGUAUAGCAUUUUGGGCCUUGUUGAAAGUGAUGACAACUCAAGAUUCAGUUAAUAUUGGGGCUGUUACAUCGGUUUUGGGAUACUGUUUGCUUCCAAUCGUUGUACUAUCAGGAGUUAACGUUCUUUUUACGUUAAAAGGUGUAUUUGGUAUUGUCCUAACGAGUGUAUGUAUCUUAUGGUGUUCGGCGUCUGCCUCAAAACUAUUUGUGACUGCAUAUUCAAUGGAACACCAGCAAAUCUUGGUUGCAUAUCCGUGUGCAUUGCUCUACGGUGUUUUUGCAUUGAUUACAAUUUUUUAGAAAAAAAAAGCUGUUCGAUCUGAGAAAGCGAUGAAAUGUUAAAAUAAGACCAGGGUUUAAAAAUAACAAAUAACCAACAAAUCAAUCUAAAUACAUUUUGAACAAAAACAUCAAA
Messenger RNA from Contarinia nasturtii (swede midge), 1047 nucleotides. RefSeq names its product protein YIPF5 (gene Yip1d1). The transcript has 7 exons. The coding region runs from base 189 to 932 and encodes 247 amino acids. NCBI's taxonomy places the organism in Eukaryota, Metazoa, Arthropoda, Insecta, Diptera, Cecidomyiidae. The record is from RefSeq and is a predicted model, not a curated record. Gene Ontology annotation, biological process: vesicle fusion with Golgi apparatus; endoplasmic reticulum to Golgi vesicle-mediated transport. Gene Ontology annotation, cellular component: membrane; trans-Golgi network.